Penicillium roqueforti is the source of this 579-nucleotide messenger RNA. RefSeq lists its product as uncharacterized. Gene Ontology annotation, biological process: protein transport. The record is from RefSeq and is a predicted model, not a curated record. The transcript has a single exon. NCBI's taxonomy places the organism in Eukaryota, Fungi, Ascomycota, Eurotiomycetes, Eurotiales, Aspergillaceae. Bases 1 to 579 code for a protein of 192 amino acids.
AUGGCCACGCCAAAGCCCGAUCUGAGCGACGCGGCCGCCGCGGCCGCCGAAGAUUUCUUCAGCCAGAUCUACAGCUUCUUCGAGCUGGUUGUCACACGGCUGUUCAAAAACGGCUACGCCUCCAUCGUGCAGAUGACCGAGAUGAGCGGCAAGCGCUGGGCCCGAGUCAUCGGCGUCGUCGUCGUGUACCUAAUUCUCCGCCCGUACAUCGAGAAGAUGUUCAAGUGGAUGUACGAGCGCGACCGUCGCAAGGAGAAGGAAAAGCGCGAGAAGGAGAGGGCGCAGUUCGGGAAGGUCAAGGUCUCGGCGAACUCGCUGCGUGCUGGUGGGGACAAGGGGAAGGUCCUUGGUGAAGUCGAUAACACGGAUGACGAGCUCGAGGAUGAGGAGGAUGUUAUGGCUGCUGCUAGUGGUGUUCCUGAGUGGAAUGACUUGGCUCGGAAGCGUCAGAAGAAUUAUAUUAAGCGUGUCAAGAAGGAUCAGCGCGCGCAGGAUUUGAGCCGGGAGCAGAUUUUGGAGUUGUUGGAUUGGAGUAGUGAGGAGGAGGAGGUGGAUGCGAAGGUCAAGAAGGAUCUAUGA